Messenger RNA from Caenorhabditis angaria, 918 nucleotides. The record is from the annotation of a GenBank genome assembly. NCBI's taxonomy places the organism in Eukaryota, Metazoa, Nematoda, Chromadorea, Rhabditida, Rhabditidae.
AUGAUUUUUUGGAAAACUCGAAAAAUUGGGUGUGUUAUAAAGAAGAAAUUUGGAAUUGUUUGUAAAUAUCAAGAAAUUUUGGAAGAAAAUGUGAAACAUGUGAUGGUGAUCAGAGAUGAAACAGAGAAAGAAGGUGAGUUGAAGAAAAAAGUGUCAAUUAUGUUCACAUGAAUUUUUUUGGGCAAAAAAUGCAAUUCUUUAAUUUUUGAGAAAGCCAUUCCAACUGAUCUUUUUUGAGAAAGCCAUCCCAACUGAUCUGUCUUUAGGCAGCCAAUUUCGGCACCACUCAUUUUUCUGCAGACCUCACUUACUUUUGCAGAACAAGUCCACCAGGAUAUUGAUAAACUAGUCAAUCCGCAUGAACAUCGAGAUUAUUGGGAAAAAAAGAAGGCCGAAGAAAAAGCAGAAAAAGAAAGAAUUGAUCGAGAAAAUGGAAAAAAUAGCUGUGUUCGUAGUUUUGAAAAUGCUCGAAAAAAGAUGUGUUCGGCUGAAUAUGAUUUAAUCGAAUUCUUGGUUCGAUUCUCAAAAGUUCCUGAAAAUCAGGAAAAAAAAGUUAGAGAGAAACUCGCGCAGAAUUUUACAUUUGUUAAUUAUACUCGUGAUGGUCAAAGUGUUGUGCUAAAUAAGACAAUAUUUUUGAAAGAGUUGGCAUCUGUAUUAUACAAUUCGGAAUGGAGAAAUUGGAUUUUGGGAUAUGAAACAAACCACAAAAAAACCAAAUGUUUGGUAUUGACAUUUAGAGAUGGUUCUGAAAAUUUCAGCUUUUUAUAUUUGAUGGUUGAAUUUAGAACAGAUAAAUCUCUGAAGAUUACUGAAGCAAAAAUUGAAAAUCAAAAUUAUUUGAAUUAUAAUGAUCCUAAUAUUGAUUAUAUUAUUAAUUGGACUAUGUUAAAAAGACAUAGUAAUCCGAAAGUAUAA